AUUCCUUUCUACUUCCCUCUUCUUUCGGAAGGACGGCCGAAAGCACGAUAAACCCUACUGUUUUCUCCAUUCAUUAAGUGUACCCUCCAAUCUCGGUUCAGUUUCCUUCCGAUUUUCAAGUCGAUCAGUUGACUGGCUACACUUGUCCUUUGCAAAUGUUUGCUCACUUAUCAGAGGUUUCGAUCUUGGCGGUGGCGCUAUGGUUGGCACUGGAAAUUUCUUCUACCACCGGCCUGGUCCAGUAUCGGUUAACGCCGUUACGAACGGGAGGCCGACCGAUGAAGCAGCCUCAACUGAAAAGCGGCCCUGAAUGUCCGACGCCGUACUUCCCCAAUGGAGUGGCCAAACCUCGUCAAAGGAACAAAAUGAUUCGAUUCACGUGUGCCAGCGGAUUCACGCUGGUUGGCAAUAUGUACUCCAUGUGCGAGAAGGGGCGCUGGGAUACUCCCAUACCGAUCUGCAUCAGAUCGGGAUGUCCCGAUUUAGAACUCGUAGCUAACGGACAGAUCUCCUACGAGUACGGACAGGCGGCAGCAAUGCUGUUCUGCAGCAGUGGCUAUCAAGUGGCGGGCGCUUCCAAAGCCUACUGCAAUGGCACCCACUGGGAUCGGCCUUUGGGAAAUUGUCGCGAGACCGGCAUUGGAGUGGAAACGAGUUGCGACUUUGAGGCGCCGGAUCUCUGUGGAUGGAUGAACGAAGCCACGCAUGAUUUCGAUUGGAAGCGAAGCGAUGGAAUUGUCCACCCGAAAGCGUUGAAGACUGGACCGAAGUUCGAUCAUACGACUGGGUCUGCGCUAGCCGGUCAUUUCAUGAUGGUUGAUUCGGUGGAGCAGUUUACCAACGAAACGGCGCGCUUGCUGUCUCCGAUGUAUCCAGCCAAUUACAGUACGAAUGCAUGUUUUUCUUUCUAUUAUCAUAUGUAUGGAGAUGGUGUCGGCACGCUAUCCGUGUACGUGAGACCAGCUUCGCAACAACUCGAUAGUUACAGUUCAAAGGACGCCAUCUUUAGUUUGAAGGGCAAUCAACGUAAUGUGUGGAAUGAGGGCUACUUUGAUCUAAAGCAGUUCUCAGAAGAAUUUCAAAUAGUGAUAGAAGCAUCGCUGGGUAUGAAAGCUAAGAGUGAUAUUGCUAUUGAUGAUGUGAGCUUACUGUACGGUGAAGACUGUCGCCCAAUGGCCGAAAGUGAAGAUGAAGAAAUAACUCCUGAGGUGCUCCCACCAGAUGUACCUAGUGAUGACAAUAUAUUCAAGCUUGGAUCAUGUGAAAACCGAUGUGGUGUGAAUGUCUCGUCUGUUGUAACCAUUCCUGAUACAAGCGUGAACUUCGUGCAAUGCGAUUGCUUUGAAGGCUGUGUUGAUAGCAAAACAUGUUGCCCCGACUAUGCCGAACGAUGCGUUUUCAAUGAAACGGCCUUUGCAGCUUCGACUAUCUCUACAAGUACCAAGAUACUCCCUUCAACUACAGAAACGACACGUCCAACAACAACACCAACAACGUCGACGACUACCACGACAAUUCGUACUACUCAACCUACCACUAAGCCUACGACCACUCCUACCAAACCUACAACAACUUCAACGAGACCCACCACUCCGCGAUCAACAUCAACUACAGCAGUUCAAACCUCCUCAUCGACCACUAUCAAAACCACAUUAAAACCCAAAGUGCCAACUACGACAACCACCAAAAGCUACAAUCUAAGGCCUAGGAAUAUCACAACCACCUCUUCCACUACGACCAAACCGAUGCUACUUCCCAUGGUUCGCACACGCAGACCGACAACCUCCACGACCACGACAACGUCUACCCCAACUACCGAAGAGGUCGUACUAAAGCUAGUAGCACGCUUCGGUGACGUCUCGAGUGAGGAAUUCCCCGCAUCCGUACUGGAAUAUGGCGACAACAAACCGAACUUGGCGCGAGUUUUUCUAUUCUCCGGAAUUGGCGUCGUUUCGUUCGGAUGCGUCAUACUGCUGAUAGUACUACAUAUCCGGCGCAAUUCGGGCGAAAACGUACUGAAUCGCUUGAAGCAAAAAUCCAUGAAGAGCAAACUGGGAAGUAAUGAAGGGUUCGAAGACGUACGCUUCCUAGCGGCUGAUGAACAUCUGGAUUUUAGCCUCCCGGACGAUGAAGUGGAAGAAGCCGUCGAAGGCGGCGACGGAAACAAUGACGCAGAACAGAAACCCAGCAAAAAGGGGAAGAAAUAGUGAUAGCGUAGGACAUGCAGUGUAACUUAUUUUGAAUAAAUUCUUUUUUGAUAAAACCGA
This is a messenger RNA of Aedes aegypti (yellow fever mosquito), 2267 nucleotides long. RefSeq names its product MAM and LDL-receptor class A domain-containing protein 2. Lineage: Eukaryota; Metazoa; Arthropoda; Insecta; Diptera; Culicidae. The transcript has 4 exons. The record is from RefSeq and is a predicted model, not a curated record. Gene Ontology annotation, cellular component: membrane. The coding region runs from base 156 to 2207 and encodes 683 amino acids.